AUGGCCAAAAGCACGUCCAUCGGCCCCAUUACGUGGUCCGACCAUGCAGAAAUAACGCUAACGCUCAACCUACCAUGCACAGGCAGACCCUGGUCAUGGCGACUAAACCCCAUCCUACUGCACAACCCACAGAUCAGACAAUCAGUCGACCGAGCCAUUACAGAUUACUUUCAACUAAACAAGGACGGGGCAAUCUCGGAAGGGACCUUAUGGGCAGCUCACAAGGCAGUAAUCCGGGGAGUCAUGAUAAACCAAGCAACCAAGCAACAAAAAAAACAGGUAGCCCACCUGGAACAGACACUAACGACUCUCAGGACCCUUGAGGCCAAGCAUAAACUCAACCCAACGCCAGACCUAACCGAACAAAUCAAAAAAUGCCAAACUGAUAUAAAAGAAUUCAUGGCGAAAGACUCGACCAAAGCCUUACUUUGGUCAAAACAAUUCUUCUACGACAAAGCAAACAAAGCCGACACACUACUCGCACGCAGACUCAAUACAAAGAACUGA
Molecule: messenger RNA, 507 nt
Organism: Pelobates cultripes (western spadefoot toad)
Lineage: Eukaryota; Metazoa; Chordata; Amphibia; Anura; Pelobatidae
Source: the annotation of a GenBank genome assembly